Dibothriocephalus latus is the source of this 828-nucleotide messenger RNA. The record is from the annotation of a GenBank genome assembly. NCBI's taxonomy places the organism in Eukaryota, Metazoa, Platyhelminthes, Cestoda, Diphyllobothriidea, Diphyllobothriidae.
AUGACAGAGCAGCCGCUUCCGGCCACGCUGCUCCGACUCAUCCUUCUCCUAGCCGCCGGAAUUGAGGCCAACCUUGGACCUCUUCGGUACUGCUCGUUCCCUCAAGUCCGACUGGACCGCCGCGACUGGUCUGUGCGUUGCGACUCCUGCAAUGGCUGCUGUCCUCUUCGUUGUAGUGGCUUCACCAAAUCUACCGAUUUUUCGCCCGUCUUCACUUGCCCCGGCUGUCCCCUGUGCCUCUAUCUGCUCCUACACCUCUUGUCCUCCCCUUGCUCCUCCGGUUUCACCGCAUCUACUGCUCCCUACUUACCUUCUGAAGAUAGUUUGGUGCUAGGUGAUUUCAAUGCCCACUACGACCUUUGGUGCUCUAAUUUGGCGGCCAGUAAUGUAGAACACGUUUUCUUCGAAGUCCUCAACGAGGACAACCCAACGUCGCUUCCUCCCAACGGUGUACCCAGCUCGCCCGACGUUUCCCUCGCCAGUCUAAGCCUGGUAGUCUCCACCACGUGGAGCACGGAAAUCAACCUAUGGAGGAAUCAUCUCCCUAUACUGCCCAAAUUGGCCACCGCCGCUGACCGUAUCAAGGCUCCAAACAGGCACUUCAUCAACUUCAAUCAAGCCCAUUGGGCAGCGUUUACCGCCGAAUACGAAGCCGAUAUCGAUCUACUACCUCCUUCUACCUACGUCCACAGGGCGGAGCGAGCCCUCCGUCAACUCCUACUGGAAACAACAAGUCACCACAUCCCGAACGGCUACAUUCCCUUACUUCGUCCCAACUAUCCGCCUGAGACCUCCCGCCUUGAACGUGAAAGAGAUGAUAUACGAUAA